Messenger RNA from Chrysoperla carnea, 1861 nucleotides. RefSeq names its product T-complex protein 1 subunit eta (gene CCT7). The transcript has 3 exons. Gene Ontology annotation, molecular function: ATP hydrolysis activity; ATP binding; ATP-dependent protein folding chaperone. Bases 117 to 1736 code for a protein of 539 amino acids. The record is from RefSeq and is a predicted model, not a curated record. NCBI's taxonomy places the organism in Eukaryota, Metazoa, Arthropoda, Insecta, Neuroptera, Chrysopidae. Gene Ontology annotation, biological process: protein folding. Gene Ontology annotation, cellular component: chaperonin-containing T-complex.
AUUAAUUGUCAACUUGGCAACAGUGUUGUAUGAAUCAGUGAAUCUGAAAGAAACCUCCAGUGAAAAAAGUUAGUGAUUUUUGUUUUUUGUACUUUUGUAAUUCUUUUUAAUCGAAAAUGCAACCUCAAAUAUUAAUUUUGAAAGAAGGGACAGAUAAUUCCCAAGGUACUCCACAAUUAAUGUCAAAUAUAAACGCAUGCAAUGCUGUUGUUGAUUGUGUUCGAACAACCCUUGGCCCCCGGGGAAUGGAUAAGUUAAUUGUAAACAACAGAAAGGCAACUAUUUCAAAUGAUGGAGCCACAAUUAUGAAACUUUUGGAUAUUGUACAUCCAGCAGCCAAAACCCUCGUCGACAUUGCAAAAUCACAAGAUGCUGAAGUUGGAGAUGGCACAACCAGUGUUGUAAUCUUAGCUGGUGAAUUCUUAAAACAAAUUAAACCAUUCAUUGAAGAAGGUGUCCAUCCAAGAAUAAUUAUCAAAGCUGUGCGAAAAACGUUAGAAAUUUGUAUUGAGAAAAUAAACGCAUUAGCAGUUAAAAUUAAUAAUGAGAAUCCUGCAGAACAAAGAAGUUUACUCGAAAAAUGUGCAGCUACAGCGUUGAGCUCAAAAUUAAUUCAUCAACAAAAAGAUUUCUUCUCGAAAAUGGUUGUAGAUGCUGUUCUAACAUUGGACAAACUAUUGCCAUUAGACAUGAUUGGUAUUAAAAAAGUUUCUGGAGGUGCUUUAGAAGAUUCUUUACUCGUUGAUGGUGUUGCAUUUAAAAAAACGUUCUCGUAUGCUGGAUUUGAAAUGCAACCGAAAAGUUAUAAAAAUUGUAAAAUUGCAUUACUUAACAUCGAAUUAGAAUUGAAAGCGGAACGUGAUAAUGCUGAAGUUCGAGUUACUAGCGUUAAGGAAUAUCAAAAAAUUGUCGAUGCCGAAUGGCAAAUAUUGUAUAAUAAAUUGAAACAAAUUCAUGAAUCUGGUGCUCAAGUUGUUUUGUCAAAAUUACCUAUUGGAGAUGUUGCGACACAAUAUUUUGCUGAUCGUGAUAUGUUCUGCGCUGGUCGUGUCCCAGAAGAAGAUUUAAAACGAACAAUGAAAGCAUGUGGCGGUGCCGUUAUGACAACAACUCACGAUCUAAACGACUCAGUACUUGGUUCAUGUGACCUAUUUGAAGAACGACAAAUUGGUGGUGAACGUUAUAAUCUAUUUAGAGGAUGUCCAAAUGCCAAAACGUGUACACUUAUACUUCGUGGUGGUGCCGAACAAUUUUUAGAAGAAACUGAACGAUCACUUCACGACGCUAUUAUGAUAGUUCGUCGUACAAUCAAGAACGAUGCUGUUGUAGCUGGAGGUGGUGCUAUUGAAAUGGAACUAUCGAAAAUAAUCCGCGAUUAUUCACGUACAAUUGCUGGCAAAGAACAAUUAUUAAUUGGGGCAUUAGCUAAAGCGUUGGAAGUAAUUCCACGGCAAUUAUGUGAUAAUGCUGGCUUUGAUGCAACAAAUAUCUUGAAUAAAUUACGGCAAAAACAUGCGCAAGGUCAUUGUUGGUAUGGUGUAGAUAUUAACAAAGAAAAUAUUACUGACAAUUUUGAAGCAUGUGUAUGGGAACCAGCUAUCAUAAAAAUUAAUGCUUUAACUGCGGCAGCUGAAGCUGCUUGUUUAAUAUUGUCUGUUGAUGAAACAGUUAAAAGUCCUAAAUCAGCUUCUGAUGGUGGUCCACCAGCUGGUCGAGGUAUGGGUAGACCCAUGUAAAAAUUUUUUUCAAGUAUUCCUUCUUUAAGAUAAAAUUACUCACACCCAUUUACACAAGUUUUUGUUUGUUAAUGUUUAACAGUACACUUAAAAUUAUUUCGUAUUUUGUACGUCUUUUUAAAAAU